This is a messenger RNA of Coccomyxa subellipsoidea C-169, 1797 nucleotides long. RefSeq lists its product as hypothetical. The transcript has a single exon. NCBI's taxonomy places the organism in Eukaryota, Viridiplantae, Chlorophyta, Trebouxiophyceae, Coccomyxaceae. The annotation marks the transcript as partial. The record is from RefSeq and is a predicted model, not a curated record.
ACAUGUUCCUGGUGGACAUUGAGCUCAUAUUCCAGAAGUUCUGGUCCACGCACGAGUUCCUGUCAGACAACCAUCACCUCAACAGGGACGCAAAUUAUCAGGUUCUGAAUUUGUAUCUGAAUCUGUUGCGCAAUAAGAGGCGCCACACACCGCAGGAGCAGCCCGUCAGCCGGGCCCUUAAGAUUCUUUGAUCUAUUCUUGAUCUGGAACUUCAUGGCGAGGUUUAGCCAUGUCUUUUAGCUUUUCUUGCCAUACGUGGAGACAAUCAUUCGGCAAGAAUGCUGGCAACUAGGUUGUGCUAUUGCACUUUUUGUUGCAUCAAUAGCACAUUGGCAUUUGAUUAGGAGCCCAAGUCCUAGGAGGGCGAGGAUGACAUCUGUGUCCACAGCACGAUGUCAGGUUGGCGAAAUAAUUUGAGAAUAAUCGCUCGCACGAUCCCUUUGGAUGGCCUGAAGAUUAGGAACGCUAGAAUUGAGAGGAGGGGGGCCAAGAGUUUGCCAGAACAGUGCUCAUCUAGCAAUAUCCCCAUUGCACCAGCUGUCUGAGUAGGUGAAACAGAUUGGCAUUUCACUUUCAUUGAAUAAGGGUACUAGGCGAGGUUGCGUGACUCUCUCUGUGCUUACAAGCCACUGGAUGCAGUCCGUAUUUGCAUUCCAGCGUGAUAGCGCUAUUAUUAUUAUUAUUACACGCUUUUCCUGCCAAGAGGCAAGGUGCGUCCUGCAGACAAGCUGCAAUUAAAGGCUGCCACAAUCCUACCCUUGUUGGACUCGCCAGAUCCAAGCAAGACCCAAUCAACCGUGGGCACUAUAGCGCUAUAUAUAUCAUAUAUAUCAUAUAUAUAUCAUAUGGCUGUCAUGUGCUCACCUGAAGCAAAGGUGCCACUAAUCCUGGGCACAUGUGUACACCUAACAUCAAGAUACCGAGUAAGCAUGUACAUUGUAAACAGGAUAACACAAAUCCUGCUGGACAACAUUGACUGCAAUGGUCAAUUCAAGCAGUGCGCAUGCAACGGAAACUCCACUUCAGUCACUUUGGCGUGAAUAUAAUCCAUAUUAGGAACUUUCCACUAACCAUCCACACGACAUGGCACAUUUGCAUACACAUAUAUUGCACAGUGAGCUGCCCAACCUUUCUCCUGCAAGGCACUGCAUGCUCAUGUGAAUAAUGCUCAACCAAGACAAGGAAAAAGUGUGCACAUCCCGGACUGGGGGCACAUUAGUUUUAACUAAUGAUGUGUAAAUCACUCUAGCGGCAUUGCAGGAUGAAUCCUUUAUUUUCAGACACAAGAAAAGGCGGCUGAAAGUCAUGCAAUCAGAUAAGAAGAUAGCUGGCUCCCGCAUGCCCACACAAUCCCAUGGUUUGUGCAGCCAAGAAAGAAAUUUGGCGUUAGAAGGCCACAAGCUUGACUGAUGGCAAUACUUAGAUAACACACUGCAAAACCAGGCAGUUAACCACACAAGGUGUGGCCCAACGCUCACAAUUUAUCCCAGCGUGCACGGCACGCAUGCAGCCAAUAAUGCGGCAAAAAGCUUUGCAUUCCCCUCGGGGCUUUACAGCACCCCGACCUGCUCGUUCGCUGUAUUGACUGCCCUCAUACUUCGCCGCAGCUCACAGUGUUAGCCCGAGGAAAAAGUCUUGCAUCAACUGCAGACAGCAGAGGAAAUAUGCUGAACCCGCGCAGCCUCAAGAACGCAAUACUUCUGAACCAUGCCGCUGGCUGACAUGCCAAGCUGCUUCCCUCGAAUUUCCACCUUGUACUAUGAAGACAUGCCUUCUCCAUUAACUCUCUGAAGCCCC